AUGGAAGCCGCAAAGACUCGCGCCCAGCAGCUCAUCGACGAGAAUGCCGUCAUGGUCUUCUCCAAGUCGUACUGCCCCUACUGCCGCAACACGAAGAACAUCCUCAAGAAGCUGAAUGCCAACUUUGGUCUGCUCGAGCUCGACCAGGAUGACAACGGCAGCGCCAUCCAGGAUGCUCUGCAAGAGAUGACCGGCCAGCGAACCGUACCCAACAUCUUCAUCGGCAAGAAGCACAUCGGUGGCAACUCAGACCUCGAGGCCAAGAAGGGCAAGGAGCUCGAGGAGCUGCUGCGCUCGGUCGGCGCCAUCGCCGCUUAA
This is a messenger RNA of Thyridium curvatum, 318 nucleotides long. RefSeq lists its product as uncharacterized. The coding region runs from base 1 to 318 and encodes 105 amino acids. Lineage: Eukaryota; Fungi; Ascomycota; Sordariomycetes; Thyridiales; Thyridiaceae. Gene Ontology annotation, cellular component: cytoplasm; nucleus. The record is from RefSeq and is a predicted model, not a curated record. Gene Ontology annotation, biological process: cellular response to oxidative stress. The transcript is spliced from 2 exons. Gene Ontology annotation, molecular function: glutathione disulfide oxidoreductase activity.